Molecule: messenger RNA, 1689 nt
Organism: Hermetia illucens (black soldier fly)
Lineage: Eukaryota; Metazoa; Arthropoda; Insecta; Diptera; Stratiomyidae
Product: juvenile hormone epoxide hydrolase 1-like
Exons: 3
Coding region: 252-1640 (462 amino acids)
Biological process (GO): epoxide metabolic process
Molecular function (GO): epoxide hydrolase activity
Source: RefSeq, a predicted model, not a curated record
UCAAAAGUAGAGAACUCGACAUUCGCAAGGUUGAAAAGCUUGGGGCGUUGCUUGAGACUUGAAAAUUCGAACUUGAAAUUGAAAAGAUUGCAGAUAUUUGAACAAUCAAAACGCCGGCCGGACGCCGUAUCUCUUCUUCGGAAUUUUUGCGUUUUUCGUGUCAUUAUAGGUACAUACCACUCUAGUUCGAGUUAGAACUCACUAAGUUAGAUUCCCUCGUCGUGCCAAGUUGAUACCGGACAAGAUCCACGAUGGAGUUUCUGUGCUUGGUGACUCUAGCAAUAUUUGUAGUGUUUACUUCAUUCCUAAUCUCCAAGAUCAGGAAGUUACUCAAACCAAUAAAGGCUCCUACAUUAGAUCUGGAUGAAUAUUGGGGGCCGGGCAAGAAAUCAGAUUACAAGGAAAACACGGAAGUUGUGAAAUAUGAAAUCUCUUUUCCAGACGAGACAAUCGAAACUUUGAAGAACGAUUUAAAGAAAACAAUCAAAUUGCAAACUCCUCUUGAAGGUAUUGGGUUUGAAUAUGGAUUCAACACGGUCUACUUGCAAAAGGUCAUAAACUAUUGGCGAGAUGAAUACCUGCCUAAGUGGAAAGAACGGGAGGCCUUUUUGAGGAAAUGGCCACAUUUUACAACCAAUAUACAAGGGUUACGCAUCCAUUACAUUCACACCCGAUACGAAGAUCCACCAAAAGGAAAGAAAGUUUUUCCAGUUCUACUUCUCCAUGGUUGGCCUGGAUCCGUACGAGAAUUUUACGAUUUGAUACCAUUACUAGUUGAGAACGCUGACAGCAAAUAUGCAUUUGAAGUUGUGGUUCCAAGUUUACCUGGGUACGGCUGGUCAGAGGGUGCAGCUAAGCCAGGACUUAGUACAACUGAAAUGGCUAUUAUAUUCCGCAACCUAAUGAUGCGUUUAGGCUACCGGAAGUUCUUCGUUCAAGGAGGUGACUGGGGUUCAUUGAUUGGAUCAAAUAUCGCCACGCUGUUUCCGGAGGCGGUUUUGGGUUAUCAUUCUAACAUGUGCGGGGCUAACAGAUUCCGCUCAAUGAUCAAAAAGACCAUUGCUAGUUUCUAUCCAAAACCCUUCGUUCCGGAGGGAUAUGAGGAUUUUUUCUUCCCACAGUCGGAAAAGUUCAAGUAUCUUAUUGAAGAAACCGGAUAUUUGCACAUCCAAGCUACAAAGCCAGAUACAAUUGGAAGUGCACUAAUGAAUAAUCCCGUUGGUCUAGCCGCUUAUAUUUUGGAGAAAUUUUCAACAUGGACAAACAAAGACUACAGAAAACUAAGUGAUGGAGGCUUGGCGAAAAAGUUCACUCUGGACGCCCUGCUGGAUAACAUUAUGAUCUACUACUUGACAAAUUCAAUCACAACAUCUCAACGCCUUUAUGCGGAGAGUUUCACUGCGCGUGCUCGAGCACUUCAAUUGGAUCGUGUUCAAACAAUCGUACCAACAGGAUGUGCCCGUUUUAAACAUGAUUUAUCCCAUGAAUUGGACUGGACUCUAAAGGAUAAGUAUACAAAUCUUAUCCAUAGUACAUAUCAUAAAGACGGUGGUCACUUUGCUGCAUUUGAAUUGCCCAAAGUGUUGUAUAAAGAUUUCAUUGAUUUUGUCGAUAAAGUUGUUAAAUUGGAUAAUUUGUAAGUUUUUAGUCGUACUGUUAUACUGAACAAUAAAGCUUUUCAUUGUGUUA